AUGUCCGAAUUGGAAAGUUCAGACUCAUACUUGGGCUAUGGCUUGGCCGAUGCGCAGUGGCUAUGCAUGGUCACACUAUUCAUUGCGUCCCUCAUUACAUUAUUACUGUAUUUUGUACAGUACUUCACGUUAGGGACUACCAGAGGAAAGUCUACUGCUUCAAAGGACAAUGUCAAUACGAGGGCAGAGGCAGAGGCGCUUUUGGGAUGGGCGCUGUCACUAAAAAGCUGGAAAGAUGUUUGGAGAGCUGCUUGGUGCAGGGCUUUGAAUGGCGAAUCGAGGAAGUGCAGGAGUCUAGUUGUAUUCACAUUUGAAGAAGAUGGACUUGAAGCCUCUGAGCUUCAUAUCAGUCAAGUUACUAAUUUUCAGAAGUCUCCCACUCACAAGGCUGCGUGCUGCAGGAUGGUUGCAGAAAAGCUUCACUUCAGUCUGAGCGUAUCAUCAACAAACUCCCCUGCGGCGCUUCCUUGCAAAUAUAAAGCAUGCAUAGAGCCACUGGAGAUGCAGCUUGACCUUCUGAUGAAAGAGGCUGAAGGUGAGGUGCAAGUUACCUGGGGUAUUUCACAGUUGGACUCCAGUGAGCUACAGCUAACACUAGAACCUUCCCAGGUUUCCCCAUGCAGUCAAAGCAUGGUGAAAGAGCAGUUGUAUCAGUUGUUGUGCAGGACUCAUCCCUCUGUUUCUCUGAGCUACCGAUCCUCAGAGGAUCUACAGAACAAUGUGGCGUCGCCCCCUAAACCUCCUCGUGCUCAUGAAUGGAAACUGCUGGUCAAAAAUAUUCAUAUAACUUACAGUGAGGAGGGAAAUGCUGCAGGCAGCAUAAAUCCUCAGUGUACACUCCAGUUAGAUGAUCCUCCCCAGAAGUUCUGCACAUCAGUUGUGAGAAAUGUCACUAAUGCCACCUGGGAACAGCCAUUCAUUUUUGAGCUCAAUGGGAGAUCGAAAGAGCUCAAAAUUCAGGUGGUGAAUGAUGGGCAACUUGAAGCAUCAUCAUUGUUGGGCCAGGUGUCCGUGCCUUUUGAUCUUGUGAAGAAGCAUCCCAAAGGACGGCAAACAUAUGCACUUAUGACCAAAUAUGUAGUGACCGGAUCACUAACUACUGAGUUUACUUACCUUGAGCCUAGUGAGGUGAGGUCCUGGCAGUCUCCCACUCCAGUCUCUACUAAGAAGAUUGAGAUGGACCGUACAGUUAUGCCUUGUGGCACAGUGGUCACUACAAUCACUGCAGUGAAAAGCAAACCUGGGCGGCCGCUGCCUGUGGGCCUUAGUAUAGAUUCUUCUCAAAAGGUGGUAGCCAACAAACCCAAAUUGUCAGAGCGGCGUGUUUCAGAGCAGUCGUCACUAAUGAGAAAUGCUGUGAACAAGGCCUUGUCCUCCUCAGACACUGAACUACUCAUGCUGAACGGCACUGACCCAGUGGCUGAGGCUGCCAUUCGACAGCUCCACCAUUCCGCCAAACAGAAACUCAAGUCACCAGUAAAGAAGAGCACCAUCAUCAUCUCUGGCAUUACAAAGACGCCAUUGUCUCAGGAUGAUGAGCUCACGCUAAUGGCGGGUUAUGCUGCUGCCAUGGACGCCUCCAUGUCAGAGAGCAGCUCUAGCCAGGAUGUGACCACUGCAAAAGCAUCAGGAUCUCUUAGUCCUCCAGAUGAGACAAACGCCCAGGAAGGCCCCAGUGGGAUGGGCCGACCUCCAGAGGACUGGGAAAGCAAUGCAGGGGAUGAGCUCGAUAAUUCUUCACUGUCCAUGUGUGUAUCCGAGGCAAACUGCAAAAAGAGCAGAGGCAGCUUCCUCCAGAAAGGUGCGAGGCUCUUCUUCCGGCGGCGGCACCAGAGGAAGGAGCCGGGCAUGAGCCAGUCCCACAACGACCUGGUGUACCUGGACUCUCCCACCUCUGUGGAGCGGGCCAGUCGAACAGCCACCCUCAGCCGCAUGCUCAGCCGCAAGAGUAAACCCAAGUGCAAAGCUAACGGCUCUACCUCCACAGGGGACACGGGGGAACCACAUGCAUGA
Messenger RNA from Knipowitschia caucasica, 2013 nucleotides. Lineage: Eukaryota; Metazoa; Chordata; Actinopteri; Gobiiformes; Gobiidae. The record is from the annotation of a GenBank genome assembly.